Zingiber officinale is the source of this 843-nucleotide messenger RNA. RefSeq names its product WUSCHEL-related homeobox 11-like. NCBI's taxonomy places the organism in Eukaryota, Viridiplantae, Streptophyta, Magnoliopsida, Zingiberales, Zingiberaceae. The transcript has a single exon. The record is from RefSeq and is a predicted model, not a curated record. The coding region runs from base 12 to 686 and encodes 224 amino acids. Gene Ontology annotation, biological process: adventitious root development. Gene Ontology annotation, molecular function: DNA binding; DNA-binding transcription factor activity.
UAAUUACAAUUAUGUCCAUGGAAGGCCGGAGUAACGGCAGCAGCCCCGGCGAUGCGGCGGCCGCGCCGGCGGCUGUCCGUUCCCGGUGGACCCCGAAACCGGAACAGAUCCUCAUCCUGGAGUCCAUCUUCAACAGCGGGACGGUGAACCCGCCCAAAGACGAGACCGUCCGCAUCCGCAAGCUGCUCGAGAAGUUCGGCGCCGUCAGCGACGCCAACGUCUUCUACUGGUUCCAGAACCGCCGCUCCCGCUCCCGCCGCCGCCAGCGGGAGCUGCAGGCCGCCUCAGCCCUCGCCUCAUCCUCACCGCCUUACUCCUCCUCCACUGCACGUUCCACUUCCGCCUCGCCGUCCUCCUCCUGGCCGGUCGCCGACGAGGACCUCUUGUCGAUCUCUCACCGGAUGGGAGGGUUCAUGGAAGGCAAUUAUUCCAUCUUCAACUGCACGAAGCAACCCGAUCAGUAUAGCCCAAUUAAUGAAUCGAUCGACAACACGAUCACGGUGUUCAUCAACGGGAUGCGAUGGGAAGCGCCGAGAGGGCCUUUAGACAUGAGAGCCAUGUUCGGCCAAAGCGCGGUGCUGGUGCAUUCCUCUGGACAGCCGCUACCUGUCGAUGAACAUGGAAUUCUGCUGCAGAGCCUGCAGAUGGGCGAGAGCUACUUCCUGGUAAGAUCACUACUGCUGUAGUCUGUAGACGUCUUCGAUCGAUGAAUAAACUAAUUCUGUUAUAGCUUGUGCACCCGGAGGCUGGAGCAUGUGUCUAGGCGCAGAAGGGAUAAUGGAUUUGUACAUUAAUUUGUUCUCCAAAUUGUCUUCUUAUGCUUGUUUUGUAUGGAGCGGUACG